This is a messenger RNA of Nematostella vectensis (starlet sea anemone), 3292 nucleotides long. Its product is annotated as septin-7. The coding region runs from base 151 to 1503 and encodes 450 amino acids. The transcript has 16 exons. The record is from RefSeq and is a predicted model, not a curated record. NCBI's taxonomy places the organism in Eukaryota, Metazoa, Cnidaria, Anthozoa, Actiniaria, Edwardsiidae. Gene Ontology annotation, cellular component: septin ring; microtubule cytoskeleton; cell division site. Gene Ontology annotation, biological process: cilium assembly; cytoskeleton-dependent cytokinesis. Gene Ontology annotation, molecular function: GTPase activity; molecular adaptor activity; GTP binding.
AGUCGCCGUGGCCGAUCCACUUCCGGUUGUCAGUGAGAUCACGCACUACGCAUGCGCAUUAUCGAGGCGCGUAAAUCGGUCUGUGCCUGAGUUGAUAGGCGUUUCGUACGCGAUCGUGUGAAUUAUCUCCUCCAAACUUGCCUUCUAAACAUGGCGAGUGUGAAAGGAAUGGAGGGCUACGUUGGAUUCGCCAACUUACCGAAUCAAGUAUUUCGGAAGAGUGUGAAAAAGGGAUUCGAAUUCACCGUCAUGGUUGUAGGGGAGUCUGGUCUUGGCAAGUCUACACUGCUCAACUCUCUUUUUUUGACUGACCUCUACACCCCUUCAUCAUAUCCUAGCAUCAAGGAGAAACUGAAUAAAACUGUAGAGGUGAAACCAUGCACUGUUGAGCUGAAAGAGGGAGGUGUGCGUCUGAGACUCACUGUGGUAGAUACACCUGGCUUUGGUGACGCUGUCGAUAAUACAGACUGUUGGAAACCAGUCAUCAAAUAUAUUGACAGCAAGUUUGAAGAACACCUAAAUGCAGAGUCAAGAGUUCAAAGAAGUCCCUUCCCUGAUAAUCGAGUUCAUUGCUGCUUGUACUUUAUCUCGCCUACCGGGCACUCACUAAAGCCACUGGACAUCGAGUUCAUGAAAAAGUUACACAAUAAGGUGAACAUUGUUCCAGUCAUAUCAAAAGCUGAUACUUUGACUACAGAAGAAUGUACAAGAUUUAAAAAACAGAUUCUACAAGAGAUAAAGGAGAACAAUAUCAGUAUUUAUGAGUUUCCAGAUCUAGGGGGAGAAGAAGAUGCUGAACUAGAUGCCGUUAAUAUGAGAGAUAAAGUUCCAUUUGCUGUUGUUGGUAGCAACACAGUCUUAGAGGUGAAUGGCAAGAGAGUCAGAGCUCGCGUCUACCCUUGGGGAGUUGUCGAAGUGGAAAAUGUUGAGCAUUGUGAUUUUGUAGCAUUACGGAACAUGCUAAUCAGGACGCAUAUGCAAGACCUGAAGGAUGUCACAAACGAUGCUCAUUAUGAGAAUUAUCGCUGCGACAAACUUGCUUCCAUGACUGUGGGCUCCCCAUCCUCUUCACCAUCCCAUGUUUCCCUGUCCAAGAGCCCGCUUGAGCAGCUGGAGGCAGAAAAAGAUGAUCAUGAGAAGAAACUGAAAAAGAUGGAACAAGAAAUGGAACAGGUGUUUGAUAUCAAAGUCAAAGAGAAAAAGAAGAAACUUAAAGACUCUGAAGCAGAGCUUGGGAAGAAACACGAACAGAUGACAAAUCAGCUUGAACAACAGCUCAAAGAACUGGAGGAGAAGAGAAAAAAGUUUGAAAAGGAGAAGAAGGAAUAUGAGGACCAAAGACUAGCAGACAAAAAGCUGGAGAGGUCGGACUCGUCAAGCAAAUCGCUCAAAAAUCUACUGAGGUGCAACUCUGACCGUAAGGCAGGAGCCCAGCUUCAGUCACCACAAAAAGCGUUGCAGGGGGCCCUGUGUGGCCUACCAGGUUUUAAAAGCCACUUUUAAACCACACAAUAACACCCCAGGAGGUCAAUAGAUGGAAUAGUUAAAGAAAAGGACAAGAAGAAAGACAAAAAGAAGGGAUUCUUUUAAAUAGACUUUAAUUUUAUUGGUUGUUCCGUGAUUUGUCCAUGUAAAUCCUUUUGGAGUAGCUGUUAAAUGCUCAAAGGCAAGUGAUGGCACUGCUAUUAGAAAAUUGGAUGAAAAUGUGACUAAACCCUGUGCUCAAAGAAACAAAAUAGUGUAAAUGACUCACAUGGGUAAACCAGUGGAUCCUUUUAAUUGUAUUUUAUAAAAUGAAUUUCCUAUUCAACUGCUAAAUGCUAGUUACAUAGAUUUAAUUUCAAUAAGCAGCAGAGGUUAUAUCUAUUAAUGUAGAAGUAUUUAACAAACAUUCCUAGAAUCUGAAAGGGUGCAGCCUAUUGACUCAGAGAAUACGAGGGCAAGAGAAAUCAUUGUUUUAGUCAAAUCACAUUAGUAGGUCUGCUUGUUUAGGCACAAGCUUCCAACCUCUCAGUCGAACCCAGUAACAACUUGAAUAUUUUCAUAAUUGAUCCCCUCCUGUAAUUGUCCUAUAAUUGCCUUAUAUCCUAGAAUACAGGUCACAAUAAACUCUCAUUGCUUUGUAGUUGUGUGUAUUUAUUAAGAAUAAGCGGUAUUUCUGACGUUUGAGCAGUUGAGGAAAUCAAGUAACGUGGAAUCCCUCAACUGCUUAAACAUUAGAAAUAUGGCUUAUUCUGAAUAAAUGCACAUCACAAAGCAAUAAGAGUUUAUUGUGGCCUUUCAGGCCAGUUGCCGGGGGGGGGGGGGGGGGGGGGGUUCUGGGGGUUCGGAAGAACAAUCCCACUUGACUGGAAGGUCCGCUUUGAUGAAGGAAAAUUGAGUACCACUGCGAGUAGGACAACAUACCUAAGAGGAAAUGGUCCACUUUAUAGUUAAACAAACCCCCCCCCCCCCCCCCCCCCCCCCGCUCAAAAUCCUGGCUACGGGCCUGCCUUUAUUCUAGAAUAUAAGACGAUUAUAGGACAAUUACAAGAGGUGUUAAGUCGUGAAAAAAUUCAGGCUAGUUACUGGGAUUGACUGGAGACUGAAGAGAGGUUGGUGAGCCUGUGGUUAGGCAAAAAACUUCGUCUGGUCUGGCCAUUUUUUGGCAUUCGACCCGGCCCUUUUUGCUGAUAAAAGGUUAUAACUUUUAGACUACCAAACAUGCGGAAUGACGAUAGAGUGUUGGUGUCAUUUGACUAAAUAUGAAUGAUCUACCCCCUCCCCCAAUGAGAGCUUUUCAUCAUCUUACGAUAUUAGUCAUAGUUUAAUGCUUUUAUUGUGCAAUUCUAUUGAUAUAUUCAACAGGGUAGUUAGCUUCUUGAUAAUAAAGGUGAGACUCCUCGAUAGUAGCAUAAUUGGGCCCUACUUUAUGUGGAAGUGUUUUCCGCCCUUUGGGAGUCGGAAAAGGGUCAGUUGGAAACCAAAAGAAUCUACCCUUGAUCCAGCUUAUCGUGGAUUCAUAGCAAAUGCUAUGGAAAGCAAGUUCAUAUAGCCUAUUUCACUUUGAUAAAAUACUAAAUCCUCAACAAAAAGUACUUUUUAGGGUAUAUUUUUCUGAGUAUCCCAAGGUGUGGAUACCAGGGCAUUAAUAAAUUCCCAAACAUGAAGUUACAAAAUUCUAUUGAAUAUUGAAAAGAAACCCUCUUUCCUUCCAUACUUUGUAACAAGACUUCAUUCGUUAGCUAAUAAUAUAUUAUAUCAACAAAUGUAAUGUUUCAUAUAAACUAUAAAAAUAAAUUGCUAGAACAGA